UUCCUACUAAAUGUCAGUUUGUCACCUCUGUGCUACUGUUUUGUCAAACUUUUGUUGAUAUUACUUUUUUACGAAAACUGUUGAGAAUUAUUUGCUUUUGCGAUUUUAUCAAUGGAAUUCUAACCUCAUUUAUAACUUACUAUACGUGCCUUCUUUGUGUGCCAAAUAUAGCAUUCGAAAGGGUGUUUCCAAAACUGCAUAAUUAAAACGUCAUGAUGCCUGUAAGCCAGGACAACCAUACAAACGAUGUGAGAGUGAAGACGGUGUACAGCGGGGAUGUGAUGAUCACUUAUAUCAAACAUAACAUCACUCUCGAGGAGUUUACGCAGGAAAUGGUAGCAAUAUGCCGGUUCCCGCCUGAUCAGGUGUUCACUAUGAAAUGGGUGGACGAGGAAGGCGACCCGUGCACCAUCUCAACACAGCUAGAGUUGGAUGAGGCUCUCCGUCUAUACGAGCUGAAUCGGGACUCGGAGCUCACUGUUCAUGAUGACCCCUGACACCAAGUUCCUGCCUUUUCCAAAGAUAUCCCAUCCCUGGAGUUCUAGACUGACAAGGAAGAAUUAGAAAUAGAAGAAUUUCCCACUUUCCUAAUAAUUGUGCUUAGGCUGCCGAUCUGAACUAACGUUGUUUCCGUGUAUUUUCUCAGGAAUGGUCUUUAAAAUGCUAAAAUAAAACUAUAUAUUAAUUAU
Messenger RNA from Plodia interpunctella (Indianmeal moth), 689 nucleotides. RefSeq names its product atypical protein kinase C-like. Bases 213 to 497 code for a protein of 94 amino acids. The transcript is spliced from 4 exons. Gene Ontology annotation, molecular function: protein binding. The record is from RefSeq and is a predicted model, not a curated record. Lineage: Eukaryota; Metazoa; Arthropoda; Insecta; Lepidoptera; Pyralidae.